Molecule: messenger RNA, 895 nt
Organism: Otolemur garnettii (small-eared galago)
Lineage: Eukaryota; Metazoa; Chordata; Mammalia; Primates; Galagidae
Product: guanylate-binding protein 6-like
Exons: 6
Biological process (GO): defense response to protozoan; defense response to Gram-positive bacterium
Molecular function (GO): GTPase activity; GTP binding
Source: RefSeq, a predicted model, not a curated record
CUUCUGAGAAGAGCAGGUUUCCUGAUGCUCUUUAAGGCUGACUCAGGAAGAAAACUGGGGAGUGACAAGGGCUGCUGAGAACUGACAACUUGUCCUCUGGCUGCUGAGUCUGCCCCACCGCCAGGUUACCAUGGCAUCUGAAUCCACCAUGAAGGCCCCCAUUUGUCUGGUAGAAAACUUGGAAGAGAAGAUGAUGGUGAAUCCAAAUGCAUUACAGAUUCUGGAAAACAUUUCUGAGCCUGUGGUGGUGGUGGCCAUUGUGGGGCUAUAUCGUACAGGAAAAUCCUACCUCAUGAAUCGUCUUGCAGGAAAGAAGCAGGGCUUCCCUCUGGGCUCCACUAUAAGGUCUGAAACCAAAGGCAUCUGGAUGUGGUGUGUUCCCCACCCCUCCAAGCUGAACCAGACCCUGGUCCUUCUGGACACUGAGGGCCUGGGAGAUGUGGAAAAGGGUGACCCUAAGAAUGACUCGUGGAUCUUUGCCCUGGCUGUGCUUCUGAGCAGCACCUUUGUCUACAACAGCAUGCACACCAUCAACCACCAGGCCCUGGAGCAGCUGCACUACGUGACUGAACUAACAAAGCUAAUCAAGACAAAAUCUUCCCCAGGAACUGAGGAAGCAGGGAGUGCUGCUGAGUUUGUAAGUUUUUUCCCAGACUUUAUUUGGACUGUACGGGAUUUUGCAUUGGAACUGAAGUUAAAUGAACAUGUCAUCACAGAAGAUGAGUACCUAGAGAACGCCUUGAAGCUGAUUCCAGAAACCAACCCCCAAAUCCGCAAUUCCAACAUGCCUAGAGAGUGUAUCAGGCGUUUCUUUCCCCAACGGAAGUGCUUUGUCUUUGACCGGCCUACCAGUAACACAAAAGAUUUACUUCAUCUGGAAGAAGUGCCAGAAGAC